AUGCCGAGCAUUCGCGAUAACGAUCUCCGAAAGUCCCCAGAGUACUGUCACUAUCUCGAGGCAGUUAAGGACGGGGAGCUUACGCUGCCGGAUUUCAAGAUAGACGACAAUGGCGUGCCUGAUAUCCAUCCAUAUGAAGUCUACUGCCGAGUGAAGGGAUGCCUCAAGCGUACAGUUCCCUCUGCCAACAGAAACAUAUUGGUCAAGCACUUGAAGGACAAGAACUCCCACGGCAUGGAGUUUACAUUGCACAAUGGACCUCCCACUAUGAAGGAACUGAUGGAGGCCAAAGGCAAGUCCUAUCUAGAUUACUUGGCUUGUUUGAAGGCACUGUUCUCCCAACCCCGACUCCUACCAAGAAGCGCAAGCGAGCUGCCACCAAGUCCAAGGACCACAAUACUAAGGGUGUCGAGAAUUCCAACGAGGGUGAAGCUGGAAAUGAUCAGGACAAUGGCGAGGGCCCUUCAAGUGAUCCGCCGUGAGGGUAGCAAGGCAGCUAAAUCAGCUGGUGAGAAAGGAACCAUACCCUGCAAGACCUGUCGCAACGCAAAGGGCAAAGUCUCAGCACCGUGUGGUUCAAAGCCAUAUUGCGAGUUUUGGCGCUUUUUCUCAUCGAUUGACGAGGCAAAGGGAGCGAGUAUGCAACCUCACAUGGAUAAUGCAAAAGAGACAAGCAAUGAAGAAAGUGUCUUAAACAAGGAAAAUGAGCAUGAAAAUGAGGAGGAAAAGGCUGCUGAGCCCGAGGAAGUGCAGGGUGAUGGCAGACAUGUCUCUGAACACCUUGCAAUCACUCCGUUUGCGCAGCUGAACAGUGGUGAGGAUAAUAGUAUUGCAACUAACCUGGAUCUCAGAGACUUUGGCCUCAAUCUAGAAUCUAUCUAG
Messenger RNA from Aspergillus nidulans FGSC A4, 882 nucleotides. RefSeq lists its product as uncharacterized. Bases 1 to 882 code for a protein of 293 amino acids. The record is from RefSeq and is a predicted model, not a curated record. Lineage: Eukaryota; Fungi; Ascomycota; Eurotiomycetes; Eurotiales; Aspergillaceae. The transcript is spliced from 13 exons.